AUGUAAGAAUAGUAUUUUAAGAAAAUAAAUCAAUACUACUUUUAAAAAGUAAUCGGGAAUGUAAGUUAUAUUUAGAUAUUUAAAGGGGGCUUUUGGAAUAGUGUAUUUAGGAUGGGAUGAUAAUUUUAAAAGAUAAGUAGCAAUAAAGGAAAUUUGUAUAUCUAAAUUUGACCUUGAUUAAAUAUAGGAUAAGAGACAAUAUUAAAUGAUUGAAAAAGAAAUAGAAAUAUGCAAGAAAUUAAAAAAUAAAAACAUUGUUGAAUUGUAUGAUAGUUUUAAGGCUGAAAAAUACAUUUAUAUUAUUUUUGAGUAUUGUAGUAAUGGUGAUUUGGAGAUAUUAUUUAAAAAAAAUAGGUUUUAAGAAGGUGAAGUAAAAGCUAUAUUUUAAUAAAUAAUUGGAGGAAUAAAAUAUUUGUAUCAUUAGAAAGUUGUUCAUAGAGAUAUUAAACUUGCAAAUAUUUAUAUAAAUUAAGAAUGGAUAAUAAAGUUAGGAGAUUUUGGUUUUGCAAGAAACUUUGAUAGUUAAAUGUAAUCAUAUUGUGGAACUCCAAUUACAAUGGCUCCUGAAAUUAUAUGUGGAAAGGGAGAAUAUGAUGAAAAAUGUGAUAUUUGGUCUUUAGGAAUGAUUUUAUACAUCAUGAUUUUUGGUAAUAGCUAUUUGUAAUAAUUUAUUACUGCAAAAACUUCUCUAAAAGAAUUUUCAAAAAUAGUGCAGAAAUAAGAAGUAAUAAAUGUAUAUAAUUAAAGGUAAUAUAUCCAGCUAAAACUUAAAUUUCUUAAGGAUUGAAAGAUUUAUUUUCAAAAAUGCUAGAAGUAGAUUCUAAAAAGAGAAUUGGUUAUUAAGAAUUAUUUGAACAUAAUUGGAUUACUGAUGGGGAGAAUGAAAGUUUUAAAAAAAGUGUGAGAUUUAUAUCCAAGAGAAUGAAUUAAGGAGAAAUUAGUGAUAUUAAGAUUCCUUUACAAUUAACUAUAAAUGAAUAAUUAAGUUAUUAAUUUGGUUAGUAUGGAAUCAUAAGAAAUGAAAUUAUUGAAAAUAUUAGAGAUAUAUUGAAUAUAUGUUAAAAUAUUGAAAAUACAAAAAAGCUUUGUGAAAAUUUUUUAAAGAAACUAAGAUCUUCAUAAAACAAUUAUUAAAUAACAUUGAUAAUAAAGGAUUAAAAUAGAGUUUAUAAGGAAGGUAAAGUAAAGAUUUUCGAUAUAAAAUUUAAGCUAAUUUAUUUAUUAGUUAGAAUUAUGUUAGAAUUGAUAAAAACAGACAAUGUUACAAUUUAAAGAUUAGAGAAAGUGUAAAAACUAUUUGAUAUAGCCUAAAAAAUUAAUAUAAGCAAUAUGAUAAAUAUUAAAAUAAUAAAAGAAGAAAUAUAAAAGAUGAAUGAUUAAGAAUUAAAUCAGUAGUUUGAACAAAUAGGUGAUGAAUUAAGAGAAAUAAUGAUUUAACAAUAAGCAAGAUAAUAAUAACGACCACAUAAGAAAGAAUAUGAAAUACUAUUUGAAAAUAAGUAAUUAGAAGAAUAGACUUUUCAGAUGUUGGGAAUGAUAAUUGAAAAUUAAUUGUUACUUCUAAAUGAAAAAAUAUGA
Paramecium sonneborni is the source of this 1578-nucleotide messenger RNA. Lineage: Eukaryota; Ciliophora; Oligohymenophorea; Peniculida; Parameciidae. The record is from the annotation of a GenBank genome assembly.